This is a messenger RNA of Daphnia magna, 1214 nucleotides long. RefSeq lists its product as uncharacterized. Gene Ontology annotation, cellular component: cytoplasmic side of plasma membrane. Gene Ontology annotation, molecular function: enzyme activator activity; lipid carrier activity. Bases 561 to 1112 code for a protein of 183 amino acids. NCBI's taxonomy places the organism in Eukaryota, Metazoa, Arthropoda, Branchiopoda, Diplostraca, Daphniidae. The transcript is spliced from 5 exons. Gene Ontology annotation, biological process: ganglioside catabolic process; lipid transport. The record is from RefSeq and is a predicted model, not a curated record.
UCAUUAUUCAGUUAAGAAUCGUCGUGAACUCGUGACUAGAUUAAUAUUGAUGGUGCUCAAGUGUUCUGUUUAGUGUCGAUUGUGGGUUGGUUGUUUCGAGCGAUAAUUGAAGUAAUGGAUGUCGGUAUCUUGUGGUAGGCCUAGCGCCAUAUCUAAUCAAAGUAAGGGAAGCUUGACACUUAUGACAGAUCGUUCGAGAUCAACAACAUCUUGCACCACAAACACAUGACGUUCAAAUGCACGCUAAACAAACAGUUGGCUAUUCAUCUUUAUUGAUUUGUAAAUAGUACUUGUUGGUGGCUUAUUAAACGCCAUACCUCUAUGCCUCAUAGAGUUGUAAAACAAACACGAAAACAAAGCUAUAUGGAAAGUCAACAAGAUAUGGGCGCAAUCAUACCGAGUGAACUAAAAGCAUUAAACGUACUCGGUGAACAUGAGAUUAAGUUAUGGAACAAAUCUUGGCAUUAAAUCAAGGCGAAGAAACCGUAUAAAAGCAGAAAAAAUUCCAGUGUUCAUUCGACUGUUGCUUCUGAACUCGUCAUACACCCAGUACUAAAAAAAUGAAAUUCUUGAUUGUUAUCGCAGCUGUUAUGGUGGCGGGCGUUUCGUCCAGCGUCCUGAGGGCCCAGGGCCUUAGCGACUGUGGUACUGGUGGCUCUCCCAUUAAAUUUGAAGGAGUACUGCUCACUCAAACGGUUCCCGUUGUUGGCAGGAUGUUCAUGGAUUUAACUACCACUACUCAACUGAAUGCCACAGUUGAAGACAAUUUGCAAAUCCGCAAAGUCACUACCCGAGUGGCCGACAACUAUCAAGUUCCAUGCCUGAACGGCAUUUCUGGCACUUGCACUGUUGAGUUCUGCUCGGCCCUUACCACUUACCCAGAUUCCGUCUGCACCCUCUUCCCUGCUGACGUGCCCUGCUCGUGCCCCUUCCUUGCCGACGUCUACGUCAAUCCCUCCGCUUACGUCACUUUCACUUCCGAAUGGCUCGCCAUCGAAGGAGGCGUUAACGGUGACUACAUUACUCGCACUGAAAUCGUUUCCAACAUUGGCACUCCCGAGGAAACCAUCUUGGGUUGUCUCCUUUUGGAGUACGCCUUGGCGGCUGUCUAAGCGCAAUCAGGGCCUAUAGUCCCACAUAUUAACUUUUUGUGAAAUGUUACUAAAUUUCAUGUGAAUAAAGUUUGAAGCUGAAAAUAAAUGAGUACAGCUCAA